Messenger RNA from Arachis duranensis, 1912 nucleotides. Its product is annotated as high affinity sulfate transporter 2. Gene Ontology annotation, cellular component: membrane. The record is from RefSeq and is a predicted model, not a curated record. Lineage: Eukaryota; Viridiplantae; Streptophyta; Magnoliopsida; Fabales; Fabaceae. Gene Ontology annotation, biological process: transmembrane transport. The coding region runs from base 33 to 1874 and encodes 613 amino acids. The transcript has 13 exons.
AUAUAACGUAUAUACUUAUUUUUGUGCAUGAGAUGAAGCCUUUAGAGACAUUAUUCACAAUCUCAGAUAACAACUCCUUAAUGAGGAAAUAUAAGGGGAAAAGCAAAACAAGAAAAUUUUGUCUAUGCCUCCAAUCAAUCUUCCCUAUCUUAGAUUGGGGAAGAUAUUACACUAUCCGAAACUUGAGAGGUGAUUUCAUUGCUGGACUCACCACUGCAAGUCUCUGCAUUCCUCAGGAUAUUGCAUAUGCCAAGCUUGCAAAUUUGGACCCUCACCAUGCACUAUACGCAAGCUUUGUGACACCUCUUGUGUAUGCUGCCAUGGGAAGCUCAAGAGACAUUGCUAUAGGACCUGCAGCUGUGGUCUCACUCUUGCUUGGAGCUAUGCUUUCUCAUGACAUUAGAGACCACAAGAGCCAUGAAUAUCUACGUCUUGCCUUCACUGCUACAUUCUUUGCCGGAGUUACUCAGCUCGCACUCGGCGUUCUUAGGCUCGGUUUCUUGAUAGACUUCUUAUCUCAUGCUGCCAUUGUGGGAUUCAUGAGUGGAGCUGCCAUUAUUAUUUCACUUCAACAGCUUAGAGGCCUCCUUGGCAUACCACACUUUACUAAGAAAACUGAUAUUAUUUCUGGCAUUGGCUCAGUUAAGAACGCUAUAGUGCACCAUGAGUGGAAUUUGGAGACAAUUAUCAUUGGAACAUCAUGCUUGAUCUUCCUUCUUAUAACCAAGUACAUUGGUAAAAAGCAUAAGAAACUCUUCUGGGUAGCUGCAAUUGCUCCUAUGACUUGUGUUAUAGUUUCCACCAUUUGUGUCUACAUUACAAGGGCUGAUGAGAAAGGCGUAUCAACUAUUAACCACAUCAAGGGAGGUCUUAACUCAGUUUCUGCUAAUGAAAUUUUCUUUAGAGGAAAAUAUGUUGUACGAGGUUUUCGGAUUGGUGCUGUUGCUGGUAUAGUAGCACUCACGGAAGCUGUAUCAAUUGGGAGAACAUUUGCAGCCAUGAAACAUUAUACACUGGAUGGUAACAAGGAAAUGGUUGCAAUGGGAACCAUGAACAUUGUUGGUUCUUUGACAUCUUGCUUUGUGGCCACAGGGUCUUUCUCUCGGUCAGCAGUGAACAACAUGGCUGGUUGUGAAACUGCAGCAUCAAACAUAGUGUUGUCCAUUGUUGUAUUGUUAGUACUAACAUUGUUUACACCUGUGUUUAAGUACACUCCAAAUGCAGUGCUUUCUUCAAUCAUAAUAGCAGCUACAACAAACUUGGUGAACAUAAAUGCAGUUAUCAUGAUAUGGAAGAUUGACAAAUUUGACUUCAUGGCUUGCAUGGGAGCCUUCUUUGGUGUCAUAUUCAUGAAUCUUGAAUAUGCCCUUAUAAUUGCGGUGUCAAUAUCUUUUGUGAAAAUAGUGUUUAGAGUGACAUGGCCAAAGGUUGUAGUACUUGGUAAAAUUCCAGGUACUUCUAUUUACAGGAACAUUGAGCAAUACCCUAAGGCAUUCCAGAUUACUGCCAUGCUCAUUCUUAGGGUUGAUUCUGCUAUCUACUUCACUAACUGCAACUUUGUCAAGGACAGAAUUCUGAGAUGGUUGCGUUAUGAAAAUGAGGAGAGAGCAGAAUGUGAAUUAGCCGAAAUACAAUAUGUGGUUGUUGACAUGUCAGCUGUUAGCGAUAUUGACUCGAGUGGCAUCAGUUCAUUUGAAAGGCUAUAUCAUAGCCUUGAGAAAUUACAUGUCCAGCUUGUGUUGGCAAACGUGGGGAAGAUUGUAAUGGAGAAGUUGCAGGAAUCCAAGUUAACAGAGUUAAUUGGACGAGAUAAAAUAUUCCUCUCAGUUGCUGGUGCUGUUAUUACUUAUGGUCCCAAGAGGGAAGAACUCUAACAAAAAAAACUUGAUUCUUAUAUAUAUAAACCACCUAC